This is a messenger RNA of Aphanomyces invadans, 2329 nucleotides long. RefSeq lists its product as hypothetical. Gene Ontology annotation, cellular component: membrane. Gene Ontology annotation, biological process: transmembrane transport; chloride transport. Lineage: Eukaryota; Oomycota; Saprolegniomycetes; Saprolegniales; Verrucalvaceae. The transcript is spliced from 7 exons. The record is from RefSeq and is a predicted model, not a curated record. Bases 27 to 2198 code for a protein of 723 amino acids. Gene Ontology annotation, molecular function: voltage-gated chloride channel activity.
GCUGCACUCGCAACAGUCGCGUUUCGAUGCAGUUCCCAAACUCGCCGAACUCGGUGGACGCGAGUUUUCUGUCCUACUCGGAGAGACUGCCGUCGCUCCAAGUCCCGACGUCGCCGUCGUUGCUUCGCCGGCAAGGAACCACUGGAGGCAAGAAGCGGUACAUGCACAACUGGGAAAAUAUCUUUGGCCGACACACGAGCAAGUAUUCAGCCAAGGGUCUGUGGGACUUGGUAAAGAAGGAAGGCAAGAUCGUGUUAUUCCUUAUCAUCCUUGGCGCUGCGGUGUCGGUGCUGGACUAUGCGAUCAACGAAUCGAUUGUUGGGCUGCGGUCGGUCCAAUCCAAGCUCUUUACGUUGCUGGAGUCCCGAAGCCCCAGCAGUGCCGACGACGGCGCGCCCGCCGUGUGGAACUACUCUCUGCUUGGAGCAAUUGUUUGGGGCAUGCUCUUUGCCUUGAUUUCGAUUUCGUGGACGCAUUUCGUUGACCCGUUUGCAGCUGGCUCGGGCAUCCCGGAAAUCAAGACCAUCUUGUCCGCAGACCAGCGCCACGCCCCUGGGCGGUACCUUCGAAGUCGUACACUGUUUGCAAAGUCGAUAGGCCUUGCCACCGCCCAAGCCAGUGGUCUGUCUGUGGGCAAGGAAGGGCCGUUCGUUCACACAGCAUGCAUCAUCUGCCAUCAACUGAUGAAGCACUGCCAGUUCUUCCAGCGCAUUUAUCGCAACGAGUCCCUCCACCGACACAUGUACAAUGCAGCGUGUGCGGUCGGGGUCGCUUCGACGUUUGGGGCUCCAAUUGGCGGCGUUCUCUUUUCGAUCGAAGUCACCAGUUCGUUUCUCUUGCUCUCGAAUUACUGGAAGAGCUUUGUCGCGGCCGUGAGUGGGUCUGUCAUGAAGCAAGUCCUCGACUACAUCACCACCCAAUCCCAACAACGGUUGCACUCGUUCCAGGCGCUGUUUCCCACAACAUACAGCGACAAGUCGUUUGGGCAAUUGGAACUGCUUUCGUUUGCGCUCCUGGGGAUCGUCCUGGGCGUGCUGGGGGCAACUUACGUGUCAAUGGCGACGCGUUUGCGCCGAUUCUACGCCCCCCUCAACCGGCGUUGUCCUCUUGUGUGGGGCGGGUUCAUUUCGGUCAUUGUUACGCUUGUUUUGUUCGUACCAGGGCUGUUCAACCACCUUGGGGUGUCCCUCACGCUCAAAGAACUGUGCGCCCCCACGCCCCUCGGGCCGCACUGGCAAUGGCAACAAAGCGUCUUUGGCCCCCUUGCGGUGAGUGCCAUGUCCAAGGUCUUUAUCACGCUCCUGUCCGUAUCGCUGCCGAUUCCUUCCGGGGACUUCAUCCCGCUGUUUACUGCCGGCGCUGCGUUCGGACGGAUAUGGGGAGAACUCCUCGUGGUCCUGUACCCCAACGUCGAGAUCGUACCUGGUGGAUAUGCGCUUGUGGGCGGCGCUGCGUUGGUAGCGUCGUCGACACACACGAUCUCCGUUGCAGUGAUUGCACUGGAGCUGACGGGGCAGUUCAUCUACUUUACGCCGUUGUUUUUGGCUGUGUUGUUGGCCGGAGGGAUGGGCAAAGCGCUGAGUGUGUCCGUCUACGAUAGUGUGAUCAUCUCGAAAGGGCUGCCGUACUUGCCGAUGCUGCUGUGCCAUGAACUGCGCACGAACAACGUGUGUGCGAAAGACGUCAUGGAGGAGCACCUCACGUGCCUUCCCAACCACACAUCGGAGGGCGAGAUUCAAGCGCUCCUGAAGCGAUUUGGUCGAAGUAGUGUACCGGUCGUGCUAGAUCGCGAAAGUCGUCUCUUUUGCGGAUGCGUCGCACGGGAAGACCUCCAAGCGCUGCUCACUGACGACCAAGCCACGACGACGUCCCACCUCCACACAAACGAGCACAUCCUUCUCCAACAAGACAGCAUGAGCAAGGUGGCGGAUGAAGGCACGUUGGUGCUGUCCGAUGUGGUCGAGAUGAGCGGCAACGUGAUCAAAGUCGAUGAAGAUACACCCCUCGAAACCGUGCACUUGCUAUUUGAAAUGCUCAAGUGUGCCAAGCUGUUUGUGACCAAGUUUGGCGUGCUCGAAGGCGUCGUGACGCGCGCGUCCAUCCACAAUCGGCUCACGUACCUUGCUCCACAAGACCCAGCGACACCUCGGCAAGAACGAGAGCAGACCGUCGAACGCCACGAUGACGUCGUGUGCUGAGUGCGAUCAAGUUCACAACACAGGUGAACUGCCGGCCCUGUCGUUUGCAUGCUCGCUUUAUUACAUUGUGGCCACGUUGGCCAGGUGCCACGGCGCAAUGUCACCCCUCCUGGCACGAUACUUGGUGUUCG